UAUCGAUAAACCUUCUUUUUAAGAACUUUGGCACAUGAAAUGUGUUUAUGUUCUUGAUUUUGUAGUCCUGUAAACAAUUUUUGUUUAUAGAGCUUUCUGAACUCUUUAGAUAAAGCAAUAGAGUAGUAGUAAAGCCAAAUUAGUUUUAUUUUUGUCGCUGCAAGAUCAUAGAAUAUUCCAUAGCGCUUUGAAUAUUUCAGGAACCAUAAUAACCAUGCGAUACGUACGAACAUUGUUUAUACAACCUCAUGUUUUGAGAGCCUUUCAACGAAACCACGAACUCUGUCAAAGAUGAAAUACCGCGAACUUGCCUGUUUACCGAGAGUUCUCAAUUUUGUAUGUAAUAAUAAAUUUGGGGGCAACCGGGAAGUUGAUAAAAAUUUACUUUCCACAGCAUUUUAUUCUAUAAAAUGCCAAUCUACUCGGCCCCGAUCUUGAACGUUGAUUUGCCAAAACCGAUUGUAUUGACAUCAAGUCAACUAACAGGGCUUUAUGCUUUGAUGCUUGGUAUAGACUAUGUCCUUCUGCGACAUCAGGACAAGCUGGUCAUCUCGAAAAGCACAUUGCGACUCGGAUUGACAGUAACUCACGCUAUUGUUCCUUUAGCUGUUGUCUCACCUUAUCUUCCCAACAAUGUUGCCUUUGCUGCUGUGCCCUGGUUUAUAGCUGCUUACAGUGCUUAUCUACCUACAGAAGAGUUUACCUUGACAGAAUGGCUUCGCGCCUUGUACAAUACGGUUGUAGAUCAUCCACUGAUGACAUCGGAUAAGGAUAAUCGUACGUUAGGUUUGAAAAAGGUAUUUAGAGGCGUUGGUAAAUUAACCUUCCUAUACUUUGUUAUCGAACCUUUAUUGCCCGCUAAGCCCGAUGAUAUGUUGAAAUACGCAUGGCUAAGUAAAGAGAGUCUUUUAAGCACAUUUUUAUUCGGUUUGAAGGCCUAUCUCAUCUUGGGAGGCAUGGAUGUUUUGAUGGGAUUCGUGCAAUGCUUCUCCGGCUGGUGCAUGCAAGAUAUGUUUGACUCUCCCAUCUUAUCAACAAGGUAAUGGCAAGAAAGCAAGAUCACAGCUGUCAUGAAUAAAUGCUGUAUGGAUUUUACUGAUUUGAACUAUUUGCCGUUUCCAUGUUAUCUCGUCAGUCCCAGAGAUUUCUGGAGGUAAAUGCAUUGAUUUACAACCGAUAUUUUAUCAUGCGCUUGAGAGAGCUCAUAGAACUUCCUAUUCCAGUCGUAGAUGGAAUCUCAUUGUCCGAAAUUUGUUGCACAGUCAAG
Molecule: messenger RNA, 1267 nt
Organism: Mycotypha africana
Lineage: Eukaryota; Fungi; Mucoromycota; Mucoromycetes; Mucorales; Mycotyphaceae
Exons: 1
Coding region: 411-1043 (210 amino acids)
Source: RefSeq, a predicted model, not a curated record